Messenger RNA from Jaminaea rosea, 3076 nucleotides. RefSeq names its product putative DNA mismatch repair protein MSH2. Gene Ontology annotation, molecular function: ATP binding; ATP-dependent DNA damage sensor activity; mismatched DNA binding. NCBI's taxonomy places the organism in Eukaryota, Fungi, Basidiomycota, Exobasidiomycetes, Microstromatales. The record is from RefSeq and is a predicted model, not a curated record. Bases 32 to 2950 code for a protein of 972 amino acids. Gene Ontology annotation, biological process: mitotic recombination; mismatch repair. The transcript has 6 exons. Gene Ontology annotation, cellular component: nucleus; MutSalpha complex.
UAUCUCUCGACGACUCAGCAGCACCAUCAGCAUGGGCAGCCUCAUGUACGGAGGCGCUGCGGCUAGCUCUUCCGGGGCCAGCAAGGCUCCGCAAGCUGACCUUGGCCUGGACUCUUCGGGCGAGAAAUCGUUCAUCUCCUUCUUCAAGUCGAUGCCGGAGAAGCCUAGCGCGACGGUCAGGAUCUUUGAUCGAGGCGACUUCUACUCAGCUCACGGCGAUGAUGCCCUCUUCGUAGCCACGUCCGUAUUCAAGACUUCUUCGGUCAUCAAAUACCUUGGCGGUGGAAGCAAUGCCCUGCCCUCUGUGACCAUGACCCCCUCAACUGCCAAGACGUUCCUUCGUGACGCGCUUACAGCUAGGCAGAUGAGGAUCGAGAUUUGGAAGGGAGGAGGCAAGAGGAGCAAUGGAUGGACAUUGGGGACGCAGGCAUCCCCUGGCAAUCUGCAAGGCGUCGAAGACCUCCUCUUCGUCCACACGGACAUUGCCUCUUCGCCCAUCGUCAUGGCGAUCAAGCUUCGCUCCAUCGAUGGCGUGCCGCAUAUUGGCGCCGCUUUUGCAGACGCUACCAAUCGCACGCUCGGCGUCUCAGAGUUUGCUGACAAUGACCUCUUCAGCAACGUCGAGUCGCUACUCAUCCAAUUGGGUGUCAAGGAGUGCCUCUUGGCAGCAGAGAAGAACGACCCGGACGCUGAUCGACUGUGGAGGGUCGUAGACCGCUGUGGCGUAAUCAUCACCGAGCGUAAAAAGGGAGAGUUCACUGGCGCAAACAUCGAACAGGACAUCGAUCGACUGCUUCUUCGCGACGAAGGCGCUCCCGCCACACUCCCCGAGCUGAACCUCAAGCAGGCAAUGGGCGCCAUGAACUCUCUCAUUUCCUACCUUGGCCUUCUUCACGAUGAUACGAACUUUGGCCAAUUCCGCAUCACCACCCACGACCUCUCUCAGUUCCUCCGCCUCGACGCAUCAGCCGUGCGAGCCUUGAGCCUCUUCUCCGAACCAGGUCAAGGAGGCGGCGCAGGCAACCGCCAGCUGAGCGUCCAUGGCCUUCUCAACAAGUGUAAGACGGCGCAGGGCACCCGCCUCCUCAGCCAGUGGCUCAAGCAGCCCCUCGUCAACCUUCACGAGAUUCAAAAACGACACGACCUCGUCGAAGUCUUUGUGGAUGACGCCAUGACUCGUCAGGCGUUGCAGAACGACUACCUGAAGCUCAUGCCGGACCUGCACCGCCUGUCCAAGAAGUUUCAAAAGGGCGUCGCAACUCUCGAGGACGUGGUUCGCGUCUACCAAGCCGUGCUGCGGCUAGCGGACCUCACACAAGCCAUUGCAGACACCGAGUGCUCCACGCCCGCCCUACGCCAGAACCUGGACGAGGUCUUUGUUGAACCUCUCCGUGAGCACGAUGAAAAUCUCGCCAAGCUAGUAGAGAUGGUUGAGGCCACGCUUGAUCUCGCUGAGCUGGAGCACCAUAACUUUGUCAUCAAGCCCGACUUCGACGAGAAGCUUCGCCGGAUUCGCGAUGAGCUAGACGCUGUACGUGACCAGUUGGAUGAGGAGCACCGCAGCGCAGGCAAGGAGCUCAAGUUGGAGCUGGACAAGAAGUUGCACCUCGAAAACCACUCCUCCUACGGGUGGUGCAUGCGCGUGACCCGUAGCGAGGCGUCUGCACUCAAGGGCAAGCGGGGCUACUCGGAGAUCACCACCAUCAAAGGUGGGGUCUACUUUACGACUGCGAAGAUCAAGGACUUGGACGCGGAGUUCCAGUCACUCAGCAGCCAGUACGAUACGCAGCAGAGCGGGCUGGCGAAGAACGUCGUCGAGAUUGCGGCGUCGUACUGCUUGCCUCUGGAGCAGCUCAACGUCAAGCUCGCCACGCUGGACGUCAUCGUCAGCUUUGCGCAUGUAUCAGCGAACGCUCCUGAGCCCUACGUACGUCCUGUGCUUCAUGAAAGGAGCAAAGCUGUUGGCUCUAGCACCGGCUCCGCAGCUGCGCCGCUCAAAGCAAUGCAAGCGCGCCACCCGGUCCUCGAAGUCCAAGAAGAUGUCAGCUUCAUUGCCAACGAUGUCGAGAUGGUUCCUGACUCAUCCGAAUUCCUCGUCAUCACCGGCCCCAACAUGGGCGGCAAGUCAACCUUUAUCCGUCAAGUAGGCAUCCUAGCCCUUCUUGCCCAGUCAGGCUGCUUCAUCCCAGCAGCAGCCGGCGCCGAGCUGCCCAUCUUUGACUGUAUUCUAGCCCGUGUCGGCGCAGGGGACUCGCAGCUCAAGGGGGUCUCCACUUUCAUGCAGGAGAUGCUGGAGCUUGCGCAAAUCCUACGGACGGCUACGCCCGACUCACUCGUGCUGAUCGACGAGCUUGGGCGCGGCACGUCCACGUAUGACGGCUUCGGCAUCGCCUAUGCCGCGUCUGAGUGGAUGGCUACCAAGGUCAGGUGCAAGACAUUGUUCGCCAGUCACUUUGCGGAGAUUACGAGCUUGGCAGAUCAGCUCGCGCACGUCAAGAAUCUCCAUGUCGCGGCGCAUGUGAGCAGUAAGACUGGGCAGGGGGCUGGUAAGCAGGACAGGGAUAUCACGCUGUUGUACAAGGUGAAGGAGGGCAUCUCGGAUCGCUCUUACGGUAUCCACGUUGCCGAGCUGGCCGGCUUCCCACCGUCCGUCAUCCGCCUUGCGAAGCGCAAGGCUGAAGAGCUCGAAGACUAUGCGUCUGACGACGAAGACGAGGGUGAGCACGGCGCUGCGCUCGAUAUGCCUCAGCCAGCCAUCGACAAGGGGACGGCGCUUGUUGAGGAGUUCUUGGCCGAAUGGGCGAAGAGGAGCGCGAAGAGGCCGAAGAGCGGGGCAGAGGGUGAAGGGGACGCUGAAGGGGAGUUGGAAGAAUUGCGCAAGGUGACGGAGGAGUAUCGCGAGCGUAUCGAGAAGGACCCGUGGGCGCAGAGGGUUUUGGCCAGCUUCUGACCUGCAUCAAAAUGUCAGUCGUGAUAACCAGCCAGCACGACAUGAGGCGCGAAGACUGCGACAGUGACAUUGGUUUUUGGAUUCAAAGGGAUCAGAGGCAACGCAAAGCGGAUAUAAUACAGCGGG